GAUAAAUAUGUGGUUCAGUUCGGUUUUCAAAAGAUAACCAAACCAUCCGGACCUAAUUAAUUUUGGCCGGGCUUUUGCUCCGUUCUUGUCAGUUUCUGGUUGCACCGAGUCGUCGGGUCGCCCUCGUCCCCUUCUCCGUUCUUCUCAGUUCGGACUUCUGAGAUAUACCGAUAACAGUAACUGAACAAAAAUUCUGGAUUGGAUUUUGCAUUGCGUAUAAAGCAAACAUGGUUGAGUUGAACCCGGGUAUACUAAUAGAUAUUGUGGAUGAAGAAUGGAUGAGAAACACUCUUCCUGAUGACGAGCUUCCCCUACCACCAGUGCUUGUUGUACAGACUGAUGACACUGCAGAUUCAAGUACGUCUUUUUAUUCUUUAGGAAAAAAAUUUCACCCACCGUGCCAGUUUUUCCAUGGAGACGAAAAUUAUGAUCAAGAGACUCAACAAGUUGAUGCGGAUGGUUGGCAUGAUCUUGCAUUACCUUCCAGUGAUUUUUCUUCUUCUUUUGGCAAUGCUUCUUGAAAUGAAUUGGAUUGUUGUCUUAAUGUGAUCUUCUAACAUGAAGCUGAUCAUGUGCAACACUCUAAUCUGCAUUAGUUAUAAGUAGAUUUUGCAUAUUAUUAAGUUUUUAAUUUAUCCGCCAACGCAUUUUGGCAUUCGCCAUAUUUUCAUGGUUGUUGGAACAUACCCAAACCCCCGAAAAGCUCGGGGUUUCUGAAAAUUGCAUGUUUAUCAA
Messenger RNA from Malus domestica (apple), 735 nucleotides. Lineage: Eukaryota; Viridiplantae; Streptophyta; Magnoliopsida; Rosales; Rosaceae. The record is from RefSeq and is a predicted model, not a curated record.